AUGCUGGAAGUUUUUAGGGUGGCGUUCAUUUGCGCAAUUAUUUACGUAGACGUCGAUUGCGCACAUUUACCUGAACACAUCGUGUAUCCAAAGUUGCUCGAGGCAAGAGGAAUCAACGGAACAAAAUUAUUGCACAUUAAAGACGGACUGACUCUUAGGCUGGAAAAAAUCUCUGUACUGGCAGACUCACUUGUUUUCACAGGAAGUAAUGACGGAGUCACCGCUGAAACAAUCAUGAACGGAACUGAGCUUGAACAAAACUUGUACCAAGACAGAGAGAAGAUGGCCGCGGUAGCUGUGGAAGAAAUCGAUGACACUAUUGAAGUGAUGGGAGUUCUCAAUGAGAAGUUACGCAUUGCUCCUUUGCCUUUGAUGGCUCGAUCUGAGGAGGGACAUCUUGCACACAGGAUCUACGAGGUGGAGCCUUCUAUGAAUCACGGAGAAAAUGACCCUGUUUUUCCAAAUUCACUACAUGCAGAACAUGCUCACAUCAAGAGCCGAACAGGUGCCGCAUCUAUGGAGCACGUACCGGAUCAAUUUUUGGUGGAAGUUCACGUGAUGGUGGAUGAGCAUCAUUACAAAGUGUUUAGCCGGAGAGAAGAUUUAGUAACUUAUUUGGCUCUCACCAUUGUACUAGUUAACAUGCGUUUCGAAGACACUUCAGGUCCAAACAUUCAAUUCCUGCUCACCUCUAUUCAACAGGAACAGGGAUUUGCGCAAACCUUUGUGGAAUACGAUAUAGGCUGGCCAGAUGCCAAUAGAACCUAUGCAGACGCAAACACAACAUUUAAGAACCUUCUUGAAAAGUACGGAAGAAGCCCCGCAGAUAUUACGGUUGCUGUGACCGGGUUAAUUCUCGCUGAUAAUUAUGAAGAUUUUUCCUCUGAAGAUGCCGCUGUAAAAGGGCAGGCUCGUCUCGGUGGCGUUUGCAAUGCCAAUUACAGCAUUCUAAUGGUGGAGGACGUCCCCAUGUCGUUUGGAAUGGUGAGCCUCUUGCCACACGAACUGGGACAUGCUCUUGGGGCGCCUCACGAUGGAAAAACGUAUACGUGGAAUAAAUAUCUUCCGCCAAGAAAGAACUGCCGCAAAGUUAGAACGAAUGAUCACUUCAUUAUGCAUCCUUCGGAGCCCGGCAAUCGAAAGUUCUCGAAUUGUUCCAGGGAACAUAUGACUGCAUUUAUGUCAACUCUAUCCACAAGUUGCUUCGAGCUUAAAACAAAGCAAAACUGCACGACGGAAGUGAAAGAGCUACCAGGUGUUUCUAUCAAUUUAACAAAAAUUUGCCAAAUAGCUCAUCCAAACUUUCUAGAGUGGAAAUGGGAGCUUACAGGAAUUUGUCGUUUUAAAUGCUGUAGUCGUCUCUCCCUAACUUACGACGAAGAGUCCUGCGGCGCUGAGCAUAUUUUACCGGAUGGAGCUGACUGUGGACAUGGAAAGAGAUGCGUAAGAGGCACGUGCGGCUACUACGACAAACACGGAGCACCGACGACCCAACGGCAAGGUGCUUGAACAUAAAUAUACAACUACUCGCAGAAAUAUCUCUUCAAAUCGUAUAGAAAAAGAGGACUGUAGAAAACUCAAGUUUCAAGUUUAACAAUUUCUCUGCAACGCAGAAUAAGAAAUCAACUAAACUGCAGCUACUUCAAGCCUAAAGAGCAUACAUAAACAAGAGCAAG
Molecule: messenger RNA, 1676 nt
Organism: Ixodes scapularis (black-legged tick)
Lineage: Eukaryota; Metazoa; Arthropoda; Arachnida; Ixodida; Ixodidae
Product: A disintegrin and metalloproteinase with thrombospondin motifs 16-like
Exons: 14
Coding region: 1-1509 (502 amino acids)
Biological process (GO): membrane protein ectodomain proteolysis
Molecular function (GO): metalloendopeptidase activity
Source: RefSeq, a predicted model, not a curated record